AUGAAUCCUCUCAUACAGUACAUGAUUAUACUAUUAAAGUGGGUACAUUCGUGGUUGAAAUAUGGUCUUACGAGACUUUGGGGAGUUUUUCCAAAAGUCAGUACGUGGAAGGCAUCAGCAGGUAUCAGAGGUCCAGGGUCAUGCAAAACAGAGUCAGAGGAGUGGGAAACCAAUGAGGCACUCCGCACAUAUCACCGUGGAGAUGGAAGCGCCACCAAGGUUACAGUCCAAACCAGCACACAUGCAUUUCAUGUGGACCUGGAAAGGCUUUCAGAGUGCAGUGAGUACUUCAGGGCCUUGUCCCACUCCAGAAUGAGAGAGACCUCAGAGAGCCUCAUCCAGCUGGACCACGUGUCCUCCUCCAUCUUCUACAAUCUCCUUCAGUUCUCUUUCCAUAACAUAUUUAAUGUCCCUAAGGAGGAGCUGGGCACACACAUCCAGGUCAGCAGCUACCUCCUGGCUGAGGCCUUCCUCUCAAAGUGCUUGUCAGUCCUGGCAGAUGAACUCAGCCCAGACAACUGCUUGUCUUACCUGAGAUUGGCUCAUGAGAUCUGCUGUGCUGAGCUGAGGAUGACAGUGUUCACCUUCCUGAGUAGAAACCUGCUGGAGCUGCCUCACCUCACCAGGCGUCUAAGUAAUGAGGAGAGGGAGGAGCUUGUCCACCUGAGGAUACAAGGCAUCCCACGCCUCUGCAGUUUCAGAAAAGAGAACCUGACUUCUUGGAAAGACCCAGAAACAGAACGUGCCCGACACCUCUUCACCCUGGAAGUGUCAGAGGACAAUGGGGAUUGGCACCCAAUUGCAGAGCUCCCUUUCAAGGCUGAUAAGUGGUGUUUCACUACAGUUGUCCUGUAUAACUACCUGUACAUCAUUGGAGGUUACAGGCAGCGUUUGAAGAAAGGCUGGGAGUUCAAAAUGGCUUCCUUUAGGUACAAUCCCUUUACUAAUUCAUGGGUUGCCACAACUCCUCUAAUCAAGCACAGAAGGCAUUUCAGUGCAGUGGCUUGUGAAGGCCGUAUUUAUGCUGUGGGAGGCUGGUACUUGGACUCCCUGGUGACUCCUGACUCCAGCACAGCUCUAUAUACUGCUGUAGAGUGCUAUGAUCCAUGGGAGGACACAUGGAGGUUUGUCUCCUCAUUGCCGCUCACUGACUUCCAGUUCACCAUGUCCUUAUCCCAUGAUGUGCCGUUAGCCACUAGCCUUGGAUACUGUCUCUAUGUGCUGGGAAACAUUCAGAGGACUGGGGAGAAACUGGUGCUGCAGUACAACACAAGACUGGACUCAUGGUCUGAGCUGCUUCCCACCCUGACCAGAGCUGAUGCAGACAUCCCCACCCUUUACUUCCUGGGUGCCACUGACAGGCUGUUUGUGAUUGGAGGAAACAACUCUGAGAAUGUUGUGACAUCGUUCUGUGUGCAGUCAAAGAAAUGGGGACAAGUGCAUGGUGCAGAAAAGGUGGCAUUGGCAGGGCAGGGGACAGUUUCAAGUGACCAGCUCUUCAUGCCAAGUAUAGAGCACAAUAGUGUUGCAAGGCUGGAUCUCCAAACUCUCUCCCUGAGUGUCCUCCCACCUCUUCCCAUCUCCACCCGCUACGAGUCCAUCUUUCAUAUUUACUUUUAA
Myripristis murdjan (pinecone soldierfish) is the source of this 1620-nucleotide messenger RNA. Its product is annotated as kelch-like protein 38. Lineage: Eukaryota; Metazoa; Chordata; Actinopteri; Holocentriformes; Holocentridae. The transcript is spliced from 8 exons. The record is from RefSeq and is a predicted model, not a curated record. Bases 1 to 1620 code for a protein of 539 amino acids. Gene Ontology annotation, molecular function: protein binding.